AUGGCGCAAGAGGCGCCGCUGCGUGAGUUUCUGGUGCAAAAGUGCGACCGAGAGCAGCAGCGUCACUGGGACCUGUUUUAUAAGCGCAACACCACCAACUUUUUCAAGGACCGCAACUGGUUGCUGCGCGAGUUUCCUGAGCUGAUGCUGCAAGCUGUUCCUGAGGCCAAGGCAGAACAAGGUGAAAAAGCAACGGCCUCGCGGCCCGUGCUCUUUGAACUGGGUUGUGGCGUCGGCAACACCAUCUUCCCGCUGCGGCGUGAGAAUCCGAAUUUGUUUGUGCACGCAUGCGACCUCAGUCCUCGGGCUGUCGAGCACGUCAAGCAACAUGAGGAGUACGACCCGGCCAAUGUGCAUGCUUUUCACUGCAACUUGGCUACGGACAACGUGCUCGACCAUGUACCGGCUGGGAGCUGCCAUUUGAUCACAGCUUUUUUUGUUUUCUCGGCCUUGUCACUCGAACAAAUGGGCACAGUCAUUGAUAGUCUAGCAAAAAUCAUGGCUCCGGGGGGUAAGGUGUGCUUUCGUGACUACGCCAUUUUCGAUCAUGCCAUGAUCCGCUUCAAGAAGGGCCAUAAAUUGGGCGAUCGAUUCUACAUGCGCCAAGACGGCACUCGCACCUACUUUCUCCGCCAAGAUGAGGCUCGGCAACUAUUUGAAAGCCGUGGUUUCAAAUCGGAUCGUGUUGGCUACGUACGACGUGAUACUGUCAACGUCAAGGAGAGCAUCGAUGUUGCGCGGUGCUUUUUACAGGGUGUAUUUGUGUACUAA
Messenger RNA from Monosiga brevicollis MX1, 771 nucleotides. RefSeq lists its product as uncharacterized. The transcript has 4 exons. The record is from RefSeq and is a predicted model, not a curated record. Lineage: Eukaryota; Choanoflagellata; Craspedida; Salpingoecidae. Bases 1 to 771 code for a protein of 256 amino acids.